Messenger RNA from Manihot esculenta (cassava), 822 nucleotides. RefSeq names its product kiwellin-1. The transcript has a single exon. The record is from RefSeq and is a predicted model, not a curated record. Lineage: Eukaryota; Viridiplantae; Streptophyta; Magnoliopsida; Malpighiales; Euphorbiaceae. The coding region runs from base 47 to 610 and encodes 187 amino acids.
ACCAUCACAAAACAAUACAAUAGAGAUAAAGAGGAAAACAAAAACAAUGAAGAGACAAGUUUGCUCCAGCAUCCUUCUCCUUGGCAUUCUCUUUCUUGUCAUAAGCAUUGCAGAAUCCCAGACCUGCAAGCCUAGCGGCAAGAUAAGAGGUAGAAAGCCUCCUCCAGGACAAUGCAACCAAGAAAACGACUCAGAUUGCUGUGUAGACGGCAAGCUUUACACAACUUACAAAUGUUCACCACCAGUGAGCAGCCAUACAAAAGCAAAGCUAACAGUGAAUAGUUUUGAACCUGGUGGUGAUGGGGGUGCACCAUCUGAGUGUGAUAAUAAAUACCAUUCAGACAAAGAGUUGGUGGUAGCACUUUCUACAGGAUGGUUUAACAACAAGAGUAGGUGCUUGAACUAUAUUACUAUCUACGGAAAUGGGAAAAGCGUCAAGGCCAAAGUAGUUGAUGAAUGUGAUUCUACCAUGGGAUGUGAUUCUGAUCAUGAUUAUCAACCUCCUUGCCCUAACAAUAUAGUGGAUGCCUCCAAAGCAGUUUGGAAUGCAUUGGGAGUCUCUGACCCUGAUGAUGUGGGAGAAAUGGACAUCUACUGGACUGAUGCUUGAGCAGUUGGCUUUGAGGGAGAGGGAUCCCAAUAUACAUAAACCUCUGAUCGAUGUAUUUUCUGUUUCUCAUGUAAUAGUUUCUUGUUUACAGAUCCAUACAUGUAUUUUAUAUUUGCACCAUAUUAAUGCAUUACUGUGUAAAUUUUAUACGUAAAGAAUCAAAUAUAAUAUUAAAGCAUGAUGAAACCAAAAAUGUCUUCCGGCUUCUGUAA